This is a messenger RNA of Tetrahymena thermophila SB210, 1623 nucleotides long. RefSeq names its product oxalate/formate antiporter. The transcript has a single exon. The record is from RefSeq and is a predicted model, not a curated record. NCBI's taxonomy places the organism in Eukaryota, Ciliophora, Oligohymenophorea, Hymenostomatida, Tetrahymenidae.
AUGGAUUUGCCUGACAACGUUAAGGGUUUCCUUACCCUCCUUGGUGGUUUCACAAUGCAUUUAUGCUGUGGAGCUCUAUAUAUGUGGGGAACUAUCAAUCCUUAUAUCACUUCUUAUUUCCGUUGGAGAGAGCCAUCUGAUCUUAAAGUAGAAACUGGUGCAGCUGUCUUCCCUGUUAUGAUGUGUGCAGUCGCUACUGGUAUGCCCAUGGGUGUCAAGCUCAUCAAAAAGUUUGGUUCUGCUCGUCUCGUUUGCUAUGUUUGUGGUGCAUCUGCUGCUUUUUGUGUUUUCAUUUCUUCUUUUGCAGCUGCCUUCUGGUAAUUCGUUAUUAUUUAUGGACUCUGCUUUGGUAUCAUCACUGGUUGUAUUUAUUACAUCCCUAUCUACAUGGGAUAUCUUUACUUCCCUAAGAAGAAAGGUAUUGUUUCAGGUGUCGUAUUAUGUGGAUACGGUCUUGCUUCUUUAGUUUUUGGUUUAACAUUCUUCGCAUUAGUUAAUCCUGAAGGCUUAAACUAAGAAUAUGAUGCAACACACACUUACAAGUAUUUCUAAGGUAAAUCACUUUCUGUUGCUUAAAACGUCCCCGGUGUACUUCGUUAGAUGAGUUUUUACUAUUUAAUCCUUUUGAUGGCUGGUGCUUCUUUAAUUUUCCCCCAUAAAGAUUAAGUUGGUAAUAAAGAAAAAGCUCUCAAGGAAGAACUUACUGAAAAAGCUGUCACUUUAGAACAAAAGCGUGAACUUAAAAUUAAAUUGGCAGAAGAAAUUCUGAAGGAAGAAGAUGAUGUAGGUAAAAUUGAAGUCCAUGAAGACGUAGAUACAGAUGAAAUCAAAGAAAAAGCUGCACAAAUGCAAGGAAAUGGUCUCCCUAUUAGUCAAUAAAUGGAACAAUACAGCGAUGCCAGAUAUGAAGGUCCUCAAUUGUAAGUAAACUAACCUCUACUUCAAAAGGGUGCUCAUGACGACGAAGAUUUCUCAAAGCGUGGUGUCCCUAAUGUCAAAACUGCCUUAACAUCUAUUAGAUUCUGCAUGUCAAUAUUGAUUGCAAUUCUUUCUCUUUCAAUAGGUCUUUUGGUUAAUGGUAACUAUAAAAAUAUCGGUAAGGAAUUCCUUGAUGAUUCUUUCUUGACAGUCGUAGGAAGUUUUGCUGCUGUUGGAAAUGGUCUUUCUCGUCCUAUUUGGUCAAGUAUGCUUGAUAAAUUCUCCUUCAAGACAGUAUUCAGUUUCCUUCUCGUUCUCGAAAUCUUCCUCGGUCUCACUUUCAGAUAUUCUUAUUUCAAUGGUGUUGUUUAUCUAAUUUAUGUCUUUUUAAUUCACACAACAUUUGGUGGUGUUAUGGCUAUGUUCCCUGUUGUCUCUGCAUAACUUUUUGGUGUUAAGGUAGCCUCAUAGAUCUAUGGUAUCUAUUGGUACGGUUUCGGUAUAGCUAACUUCAUUUAAUUUGGUUUAGUCAUAGGAUUAAAGAAAAAAAUAGGAUACGAAGGUAUUUAUUAUAUUGAUGUUAUCUUCUCUGUAGCUUGUCUUAUCAUUAUAAGAUUAUAUAAACUCAAGACUGAUUGGUCUAAUUAUUACUUAGAAAUGAAAAGAUAAGGUAUUCCAAUCCCUGAAGAUCCCAACAAGCAUUGA